AUGCGGCGCCGAGCAUGUAGGAAGAAUACUGUCGCCGUACCAUUCGUCGAGAGUGCGAGCGGAGUGAUCAACUUGGCAGCAUCCGUUGGGGACUUCUCCGUCGCAUGUCGAGUUCUCCUUCUUCUCGAAAAGUUCAACUUACUCUCCCCCCUUCCGAGCAGCGUCGGCAGUGCGUUCGUGGCUGCGGCGGCGGCGGCCGGCGAGGCAGAAGCAGCGAGUAAAAUGCUGCAAAUUAUGCACAUUCAAGGUAUCGAGAUGCGGCGCAAGGCGUUUGCGGCCAUUGUCAGUCUUCUCCUCUCCAGGGGCCAGGGAUUCCUCGUUUUGAAACAAAGCGGUCUGCUCCGGAUGAUGAAGGAACAGCGCUGCCUUCCUCUCCCCGCACAUCUCCUUGCGCUUCUCCUUCAGGAUGCUCAGGGAGUAAGGAACCAGUUGGAGCGCGAACGGCGCGCCGCGCGUCUCCUUGUCUCUUUGCUGGAAACGGGGCUCGAAACAAAGAACGGCAAAGACCGACAGGAAGAACGGUUCCACUUCGCCGAGAAUGUGGUCCGCCGCUCGGGGAAAUACGGCAAUGGGACCCGCGGACCACCGCCGGCGCGCCCCACGCCCCCCGGCCCGCAUGGGGUAGACGGGAGCCUGCAAGAGGAGGCAGGCAAUGCGUUCGCCACGGCGCUCCAGGAAGCAGAGAUGCGUUGCCGCCAGGAGGUUCAAAAGAGCACUGUCCGGCUCCGAGAGCUCCUCGAUGCAAGUCGCGAAGUUCUCGGUCUUCUCCAGCACGUUACCGAGCAUGAGGAACCUCUUGCGUCAGCCCCUGCGAUUCAGUUCUGCAACGCCCUCCGGGAUCUCGACCUCCCGGUAGCUCACGUAAGUCACGCUGUUCUCCGUCACGAGGAGGGAGGCGACGCGAAUCGGUUACCUUGUCUGCCUUCUCCGCUUUUCCUUAGCGAACCCGAAGACGGGGCGCCCGCCACGAACGGUCCCCCAGCAGCUGCAGCCUUGCAGUCCACGGGACCUUCGUCACAGGUGACGGGCGACGCCUCUGCAGGUUCUUCAGGUCAGUACGGCACUGGGCCUUACACGUGCACGACUGACGAAACAUAUGAGGGAAAUGUGGGAGACGACGACGGGGACUCUCCCCCAGGAAAGACGGGUGUGAAGCCCACGGACACCAGUACGGCUGCGAUUCGUUCUGCAACCCUUCUAGACGACCAGCCACGAGGCGCCGGUCACUAUCCCUCGCCACGGCCCUCUCCGGAUGCGUGCUCGUCUCCCCACACGAAGUGUUCUCCCAGUUUCGAUUUCGACGGUGCGAAUUCGCACCUCUGGAGAGAGAGAGAGAGGGACAGGAAAGGUUUCGGCCAACAACCACGCCGGUACGGUGUGUGUACAGCUUGUGGCGUGCACUUGAGGCGCAUCCCGCUAAGUGCCAAUGAGCGCCGGCUUCUCCGCGUCGGCGUGCUCAAGCUUUCCGCCAUGCUGCAACCGCGGCAACUCCGCGCUCUCCUUGCUUUCGAAGUGAACCUCAGUCGCGUCCAGGGGCUGUGGCCGUCCAGCGCACGCCAGCGGACUCCGGCGAGACGAGAGGAGUCAGUCGAGGAGACGCUUCCCGGGGUUUCGCGAGGAGUCGGAGAAGACCCCGGAGGCGGAACAGUGCAGGCGAGGCAGACGGAUGAAGCGGAGGCAAGCGGUGAGCGGGAGGCGCACACGGCGACGGGUUCGGAUCCUUCAGAAAGGCCUCGAAAAACGGGGUCGGCUCGGGGCACUCCGGGUCCGACCGGGCUGACUCCGGCGCCUUCUCCGUUACGCCCCGUAGAGCCACGGUUCACCAUUGUCCUGGACGCUGCUAACAUUGCGUACAACCGUCAAAAUCGGGAGGACGGCGUCUUCAGCUAUGCCCAGAUCGAGUGCGUUCGUCGAGAGCUCAUUAGUCGUGGAGAGAGGCCGCUAAUUAUUCUUCCAGCUGCGUACUUUUGGGGGGUCCGACCGGCGACCGCCCCCGGGUUGCCUGCCGAGUUCAGGGGACAGAGGCGAUCAAAGCCCUUCAAUUCCCUGUCGAGAGAAAGCUGGUUUCGGCCACACGUCUUUGAAACGCAGAGUGCGACAUCCGGAGGCACUGCCGGUGACCAGUGGCAGGCACCAGCGGGAGAAGACCCCAUCGCUUGUCGGCGAGGCCUCUGUCCCUUCUGCCGGGAUGAAAUCGUCGUGCCGAAUCGAUGCAAACCCAGCAGAAGACGGCGGAGAGAUUUGCUCGGUCGAGUUGCCACCAGCGAGGCUGCCCGAGCGCUUCGCGGACACCACAGCAGAGGAGCGCACGCCGGCGAGCCGCAGCUCUUGGGCGUGGGGCAAGACCACGCCUGCGGCAGCGAGGCUGAGGAAGCGUUUGGGAAUCCAGACCGUAUGCGGGAGCCUGCCUGGAGGUCUCAUCUCUCUCGUUUUUUGUUCGCCGCUGACGCGUGCACAGGUGUCUCAAGCUCCGACGGGGUUCCCUUCUCACCCGGCGUCCUAACAAAUCGGCAGCGGGUGACGUGUCGAGACAGGGCGCUGCUGAAUCAGUGGGAGAGGGAGGGCUGCCUCUUCGUGUGUGGGCUCGGCGCGCACGACGAUCACUAUCACCUGCUGGCGUCGCUGAAUGCUCCUGCCACGGAGGGUCUCUGGAGGAGGCGGAUCCGCGUUUCGCCGCAAGCGCAGCAAAAGUGGAGCACGGAAGGAGAGGCGAACCAAGGAAGAAAGAGGAGGAAAGCCGUUGACGACCCACAGGGAAGCCUUGUGGAUAUCGACGGCGCUGACGCGCAUGUUCAGGAAGGGGAUAGCGGCACGCACGGUCCUUCCGUUGGAGAGGGAAGUGUGCCCAGGCCAUCGAACCUACUCAGGGAAGGCGACGGCCCGCUCGCUGCCGUCGCGCCAUUCGGCCGAGCGGCAGCAGAUUUUCCAGGGGGCGCACGGCCUGCUGCGUCGGAAACGGAAAGCGCAUCGCCGCGGAUUCCCCAUUCUCUGAGCAAUGCAAUGCAUGCGGCUGAGCCGACGGUCAAGCAUGACCACUCGCUCCAUACGAAGCGCGAAGACGGGGCAGAAGGCGGAGAGCAGAGAGAAGGGGGCAAGAGGGAAGGCGCGAAAGACCUGGCCCCGGCAGAACACCGCGCUUUCCUUGGCUAUGUUUGGGACUCGGAAGACUGUGAAGGUGACAGCGGCGCACACACGGAGCGCUUCGAGAACGGCCCAGCAUCCCCUCUGGACAUGUCCCGAGGUCUUUUUCCUCUUUCUCUCUUGACAAACGACCGCUUCCGGGACCACCGUCUGUCGUCUCAGCAACGCAUUCCUUUUCGCCACUGGCGGCAGCUGGCGCUGCUUCCUUAUGCCUUCCAGUGGGGCCUCAGUCCCCACGAUGGAGAGCUUCAGCUUUCACCGACUCCCUCGCCCUUCUCGCCUCCCUUGUCUCUAAACGUUCCCGCUUCAAAGCGACACGACCGCCAGAGAAGGAGAGAACGGCAGGCAGGAGCCACCGGAGACGGACGCUGGUGUCCGGGGCGAAGUCAGGCGAAGCGGAGGCGCGUCGCCGUCCCAAAGGAACAAGAAGAGGAUUUGGGGCACGUUCGCUUCGCGGAUGCCAGCUAUCCAAGAGACGACGAGAAUUCGGCGAGCGACAUCUCUGCUUCCGUUGGACUUCCUGACUACGAAGCGCGAAGCCAUUCGCCGUCUUCGCGAGGUUCUUUGCUCGCAGACGUUUAUCCGCAAGCACCGCUGUCACCAUUCGCUGAUGGAUCCGAGGAAUUAGUGGCGCCUUGCCACGAUUCGAGAGUUGAGGAAGAGACGGGGAAUCUGCGCAGCUUUACGCGUGGCGGAGACGCUUCUGAAACAGCUGCUUUCUUGUCGGGUGCGCACUGGUCUCCGAGCGGCAGCAGAGUCGCACAGCGGGCCUUUGCGGCUUCUCAGACGACUUCCACUGGUUAUCAGGUUCCCUCGAGGAUUCUCGGCCGCCGUCGUGCGUCGCCCAGUGCGCUCUUUGCCUUGUCGUCCCCUCACGCGUCUCCUGUCGACUCUUCUAGUGGAAGCAGGUCGCGAAAAAGGGAGGGAACCUCGCACUUUGGAGAACACCCCUUUGGAGAGAAGGACACGACCCUCCCCCAGGAGCCGUCGUGGGUGUACGGUGGCACGGGUCUGUCUCUUCGAUCCUAUCCUGACGGCGAGGAGAAGCCCUCAUCUUUUCAGCAGACUUCCCAGAGCUUUCCUCUGCUGUUCGUCGGCAUGACGAAGCACGUCACACAGCGAAUGCAGGUUUCUACGCAGCGUGCGAAGCGUUCCCUGCUUUCCUCUCAACGCGGACUGACGAGCGACCGAGUCGCAACCAGCAGCAGUGGAGACGGCUGCUGGGGUGGCGACCGGCCUUUGAUUUUCCAGCACAUCACAGAGCUCUUGCAGGAGUACCGGCGGCGCGAGAAAGCUGGAAUCACGAGCGCUCCUCUAGAUGGAACAGAGGGCCACCACGGCUCAGAACGGCCCUCCACGGGUGACCCACCGUCAGGCACAGGGUCGGAGGAACGCGAGGAGUCUCUUAUCUGGCAUGUGCCUUUGCGGGAAGAAGACGAAGAGGAAGGCUUUCCGGAUUUUUCUGACUCCUCGGUAGGCUUCCGCUCCCGGGGCAGCCAUGGGCCUCUUGCCGACACCCUGAAGCGCGGCGAGGAGGGAACCGCAACUCCGCCAGAAACGCACUCGGCACGCAGAGAGGAGAGAGGAGGAACAGAGACAGAAAGGGACACGUUCCCGUCCUUUGAAGGGACAAGCCGUGUGGGAGGAGCGGACGGAGACCUAAAGGGAGAGACACCUUUCCCGGAUACGACGCAUGCGGUCGAGUGGCGUCACCAGGAAGCUCUUGAGAGGAGCAGGACGUGGCUGGGCAUUGACCUGACGCCUUUGCAUGAGCUUCUUCGGGAGCGAGAGGACUUCCUGGUGAACAACUGA
Messenger RNA from Neospora caninum, 4953 nucleotides. RefSeq lists its product as hypothetical. Gene Ontology annotation, molecular function: ribonuclease P activity. Gene Ontology annotation, biological process: tRNA 5'-leader removal. The transcript has 2 exons. The record is from RefSeq and is a predicted model, not a curated record. The coding region runs from base 1 to 4953 and encodes 1650 amino acids. Lineage: Eukaryota; Apicomplexa; Conoidasida; Eucoccidiorida; Sarcocystidae.